This is a messenger RNA of Orbicella faveolata, 3559 nucleotides long. Its product is annotated as epithelial cell-transforming sequence 2 oncogene-like. NCBI's taxonomy places the organism in Eukaryota, Metazoa, Cnidaria, Anthozoa, Scleractinia, Merulinidae. The record is from RefSeq and is a predicted model, not a curated record. Gene Ontology annotation, molecular function: protein binding; guanyl-nucleotide exchange factor activity.
GGUAGACCACUCUACUCUCGCGUGUGACAGAUAGAUCAAGUUGGAUCUCCGUUGGAAAAACUUCACCGUUAUUUUUCCCAUCCACAUGAUAUGCAACCCAUGGAGGGGGGAUGAUGCUAUGAUUCUCCAAAACAGAAGAACGAAAAUACCGAAAAAGUAGAGGAGCCCCAGUAAAACGGAGCCAGAGCAGGGGCAUGGAGAAAAUUAUUCGCCUUACAUUCGCAUCACCAGUUGUCGAAAGAAACAUUUCCCCUCUAGGGUAGCCUGAGGAGCACAACUUUCCUUGACAACUCAAGGACGCCACCAACUUCAAAAUGUGCGCGCUUUUGUAAACACUUUUGAAAACUGUUCAGCCUUUUGUCUCAUCCCUAAAACUUGACUGUAUCGAGCCAACAGCCAGCGAUGUCGGUGGGAACACCGCGAAAUGGACGGCCAACCUCGGGAAAUAUCAAGAAAACGAGAAAAACAGAGGCCUUCGCAACGGAGAACGAAAUAGUCGGCGCUCGUGGUAAUAGAAAACCACGAAUUUCGCCCUCCGUAAUAGAGCAUGGAUUUCAUACCGAUAAAUACAAAACUCAUUACAGUGCUUGGACACCAGUAGUAAACAGUGCUUCAAACAGUAAGAUCUUCGUGGAACGCUUAGAUCUGAUCGGACACUGGUUCUCUCUGUGGACAGAUGCCCAACGAAAGAAAUUCCUCGCCUUCAUCCUAAAGAAAUGCACGAAAUCACAAUUAAGAUUUGUAAAUGAAGGCUGGUUCAAAAAGCAACUUCCAAUUCACCACUUAGAUUAUACAACUGUUUUGCCUCGAUUUAUAUCCACUUGCAUCUUUUCUUUCCUGGAUCCAAGAAGCCUUUGUCGUGCUGCGCAAGUGUCUUGGCAAUGGAAGUUUAUAAGUGAGCAAGAUGUGAUCUGGAUGCCGAAAUGUUUACAAUUUGGUUGGUAUUUGCCAUACACACCAAGUAGCAGAGAAUAUGGAUGUUGGAAACAUCACUACAUCAUGUGUGCUGGUUCACUUGAUAUGGAAGCUCCAUCCAGAAUGGCAGAGAAGUAUGGUCAGUUUGCUGACAGCACUGCAAGAGUGUCCACGCAAAAAAGAGAGAAACAAAAAGGUGUUGAAAAGAGACAGUAUAGAGAGACUAAAUACUACAGACAAGAAACACGUCGCCCACCUUGGUUGGACACAGAUCCUCAGCCCCAUGACCUGGAGAAUGCCAGGAAGGCUUUAUUUUAUGAACAUAAUCCAAACCAGCCUCAUUCCCCAGACCAACUGAGAGCUGAGAGACUGGGACUGAGUACCAGACCUCCACACAGAAGAUCGCAUACUGCUCCUGCACACAUGCGUAUGGAGAAAGUGGAGAAAGAUGGGAAAAUUCAUGAUGUCAAUGGGAAUGUAAUUGAGGAAGGGAAAGAACCUGUACAUCCAUCAAAGCUGACCCUGACCGAGGCAUUAGCUGUUGAAUCUGGAGGUGAUGAAUCGGUGGUGGAGCAGUCGUGGGCCACACCUGCCCCAAAAUCGCCAGUGCGACGACAAGAUCUAACUUGUGGAAUUCAUCCCAGUGCGCACGAUUCCGUGUUGGAAACAAGAAAAAAGGAGGACCUUCGAAGCCAACCUUGUCCAGCCGUUAUAUUUAUCUCGUCUGAAAUCCCUGCGGCUGAGUUGUUAUUAGAAGCUGUGAUGUUUGGUGUCAUUGCAAUCCCUUACGAAUAUGAAGGCACAACACUGGACGCCCUGAUGGAAAAACUUAGACUUGCUCUGCAGGGAAGACAAGCUAGGAGCAUUGGUGUGUUUGCUUGGGGAGAUUCUGGUACUCUACGCCUUGUAAAAGGUCAGACUCUGUCAUUAGAGACCGUUAACGAGCCUUCUAUGCGACACUUCUGGGAAACUCUGACGAUAAGUGUGACAGGGCGAGAAUCAGGAGGUCACGUGGACAUCUUUGUUCCUUUGGUAGAAACAGAACAAGGCAUGGAUCUUUUGGUACAGCUGGGUCUCUUGACAGACAUGCAGUUUUCUUGUCCAACAGGAAUGACGGGAUCAUUUGCUAGAGUGGAAAGUGAUUGGUUGUUUGUACCUAACAGUGGUUCACCGCCGUCUCUGUAUUUCAAUGCCACAAAACUUGGAGCUUGGUCGAGUACCGUGGAUUACAUUGAGGAAUGCGUUGAUGUUGUAAAAAAGAAUCUCAACUGUUUCUUCUGUGAAGAGCAAAGGAAUCUAGCUAAGCGUCUUGUUGGACAAAUCACGUUUGAAGCCUUAGGGAUGUGUGAGGUGUACCGAGUGUCGGAGAUUGCCUCUGUGCUUGUUGAUGCCGUCAUCUCUCUUGGAAAGGACAACGCAUCCAGGAAUUGGAGCGAUCCGGUUCAAGGUCUUAUUCAUUAUCUACAGAACUAUGGACACAAAGAUAGAAAAUUGAAGAAAGUUCAGAAAACAAUGACAAAGCAAGAGGAAGCUUUGUCAGAUUUGGAGGUUUCUGAUUCCGAGGAUGAUAUUGCAACAAGAGAAUUUGAAACUGAUAAACUCGCCUCGAAACCUGGUACUGGCGCUACUGCUGGGGAGAAAAGGACGUUAGUAGCUCACGAAAUAUUAUCAACAGAGUUGACCUAUAUGAGCGGCUUGUCCAUAAUUCAAGAUGUUUUCAAGAAACCUCUUCAAGCUUCCCUUGCUUCUAACAGGGCCAUAAUCAGCUCCGCCAACAUUCAGAGUUUGUUUGCUGACAGCCAGACGUUACUGGGUCUUAGCAGUUUGCUGGUGAACGACCUGUCGAACCGUUUAGAUGAAUGGAAUUCACAUCAAAUGCUGGGAGACAUUUUUCUGAGGUUCACAACUCAGCUGCGAGCUUACACUAAUUUCCUCAACAACUAUCCUGUCACACUGCAAACACUUGAGCGGUGUAAAGAACAGAAUCCCCAGUUCCGCUCAUUUCUCGGUCGCCAAGAAAGGCAGCCAAGCACAAAAAUGAUGAGUUUACCUGAAUUGUUAUUUCUCCCAGGAAGAAGAAUUAAAAGUUACGUGGAGCUGCUGGAGUCAUUUAUGAAGUACACCCCAUCAGACCACGUUGAUAGAAAAAACUUGGCCCAGGCCAUCGCGAAGUUUAAGGACCUCGACAGUUUAUUUAGACAGUACAAAGAACGCCUGGAAAGAGAGAGGUUUCUUCAAGAUUUGCAGAAAAGAAUAAUCAAUUGCCCGGUACUGGCAGAGAAAAGCCGCCAUUUUGUUCGAGAGGAGGAUGUCAUCCUAUUGUCGACCCCAAGCAUUGGUAGACAAUUUAAACCAGAAUUCAGAAUCUACCAACAAGUUGGUGACCUUGGUUUGUUUCUGUUCAAUGAUGCACUUGUGGUAACGACACUGACUUUCAAGUUUGUUCCUUUUCAAAGACUUGUUCAACGAAACUAUAAGUUCCAAGCAUGUUUGACGUUAAAGAAGUUGCAAGUGGAGAACCUAGCGGAUUCAAAAUGUAAGUUACCUAAUUACUCAUUGUUUCCAUCGUAUUUUCGUAAGAGUUACUCGAAUUCCCUCUCGUAUUGACACUACUAAAUACGUAUUGACACGUUACUCGAGAAAA